Molecule: messenger RNA, 1767 nt
Organism: Fusarium redolens
Lineage: Eukaryota; Fungi; Ascomycota; Sordariomycetes; Hypocreales; Nectriaceae
Product: G protein-coupled glucose receptor regulating Gpa2-domain-containing protein
Exons: 2
Coding region: 1-1767 (588 amino acids)
Biological process (GO): adenylate cyclase-activating G protein-coupled receptor signaling pathway
Cellular component (GO): plasma membrane
Molecular function (GO): G protein-coupled receptor activity
Source: RefSeq, a predicted model, not a curated record
AUGCCUCCCUGGCUUCAAGAAGGCAGUGCCCUGGGCUUUUCGCCAUGGACAGACUCAGCGACGGCUCACAGCCUCGGGCCACGUCGAGUGAAGCAGUUCACCAUGGCUGCUCUUACUCCCCAUCAGACAUACGUUAUUCAUGUUGCGACUCUCACCGUCGCAUCGAUGAGUAUACUUGCAACAAUAAUAACUUCGUUCUGGUUCUUUCGAAUGAGGCGGAGUUUCCGCCAUGACCUCAUCAUGUUACUCAUUUAUAGUGAUAUGUUCAAGAGUUUCUGGUUACUCGUCUUCCCUGCCGUGGAACUUGUCGCUGGGAAAAUCGAAACGACUGAGACCUUCUGUCAAGUCAGCGGAUUCUUCCUUGCUCUCAGUAUAGAGGCCUCUGAUGUUUCUGUCGCUCUCAUCUCAGUACAUACUGCAUUGUACAUCUUUCGUGGAGAGCAAGGCCUCUACCCAUAUCGAAAGGCGGCUUACGCUCUUGCUGCUAUCGUACCUGUUGUGAUGGCUUCAUUGGCAUUUAUCGAAAGCCCCGGCUACAUUAACACUGGCCAGUUUUGCUAUCUACCGUUCAACCCGAUGUGGAAGAGACUGGCGCUCUCUUGGAUUCCUCGCUACAUGGCUUUUACUGUUAUUCUUUGCCUAUGUAUAGGCGUAUACGUCUACGUUCGAGUAUUGAUGAGACGAUUCGGCUCCGGGAAUGAGAGUUCGAAGAAUACCCUUUCCAAAGUGUCCGGUCUCGAAAGUCUCGAUCCCUUGCAACAAGGAAUCACCACUGUACCACCGACUCCUACGAUAAAAUAUCAUGGCCUAAUUCCUUCUUCCAACCCUUCGCGGCGCAAUUCUCUUACUUUACUCGAAGAUCGGACCGCAAGACCACCACUCGUGGCAUUCAACUCUUUCCAUUUGGACAUGUCUGGAUCUUCGCAUCCCAACAGACUUCAUUCGGCACGACUGGCGCGAAGAGGAUCGACUCAAAUGUGGAUGGCUAACUUUGGUACCGAUCUGGCAUCUCAGUCCGAACAGGCAGAAGUCGAAUCCCAGAAUUCAUCGGGAACAACUCGCUGUGGUUCAGAUGAUGUGAUUGCCCCUUUGGCCACCCAUACAAAGCCUGAGCCUGUCCAUCAAACACCUCUCCCAGAUAUUGCCUCACCGUCGUAUACUAUACAGACCGACUUCUUUCAUCGGUCUGAUGGCUCAAACACUCCCUCUAGGCCACCAUCCAUACCUAAUCUUUUUGCCAUACUCCGUCGCACACCAGACAGUCCACGCAGCAACGACACCAACCUUGUCUUGACUCAGAGCGGUUUCAACGCACCUGGUACUGUCAAGUCACGUGAGAAGAUCUUGCGACAACUCCGGUUACUGUUCAUAUAUCCAAUAGUCUACGUCGCCAUUUGGAUUCUGCCUUUCAUCGUACAACUUACAGGGUAUGGACGAGGAGCUCCCUAUGCCAUGAGACUGGCCAGUAUCAUAUUUUUGUGUUUCCAUGGUCUGGCUGAUGCCGUGGUCUUCUCUCUGAAAGAGAAGCCCUGGAGGCAUAGCCAGGCUUUCAAACGCAUCAACGUGCAAUUUUGGAAACGAAGACAGGAAAUACCCGAUGUGGGUGCAAGAGUCGGACGCACAAGAGAGGAAAUGACACUCGAUUCACGAUUCGCAAAAAAGAGACGACAACAAGAACAAGAUGAGUGGGAAAUGGAUCGUCAGGCUGGCCAAGAGGCCCGUAGAGCAGCAAGGGCAGUCCCUCAGUGGUGGGAUGCCGAUGAUUAA